This is a messenger RNA of Iphiclides podalirius (scarce swallowtail), 3525 nucleotides long. NCBI's taxonomy places the organism in Eukaryota, Metazoa, Arthropoda, Insecta, Lepidoptera, Papilionidae. The record is from the annotation of a GenBank genome assembly.
AUGGGGAAAUUAAAAAUAGAUGAAGCGACGCGAAUAAAGAUAUUCUACGAUUACUUUACGACCGUCAACAAAACAGGUGAAGCGAAAUCAGAGCGACCAAAAGAAGAUUUUCCAAAUGGAAAUUAUAAUGAAACAAAGAAUGAAAGUAAUUUCAACCGAACAGACUUGGGACGGGUGAUCAGUAAUACUACUCGAGCAUUUGCGAAUACCUCAUUAUCCAUUCCCGAUGUUACCCCUACUCCCGUUUCAACGAUCCCUCGUUUCACAGACGAUUUACCGACAACGGAUAACAAAAUAGUCUCGAUCCUUGGUCUAUUCGAGCUGACAGUUGGACAGGCGCCGAGGGCUGAAGGGGCGUCAGAGCUGGCCGCUGCAAAACUCGCUGUCAGCCAUGUAAACCGGCGCGAGAUUCUUCCCGGCUACAAGCUCCAGCUCAUUACGAACGACACUAAGUGCGAUCCUGGUGUCGGUGUGGACCGUUUCUUCCACGCCCUGUACACCGAGCGACAAUCCCGCAUGGUGAUGCUGCUGGGAACGGCGUGCUCCGAAGUCACCGAGAGCAUAGCGAAGGUCGUACCUUACUGGAAUAUCGUUCAGGUAUCGUUUGGUUCGACGUCGCCGGCGCUGAGCGAUCGGACGGAGUUCCCUCUGUUCUGCAGAACAGUGGCACCCGACUCUUCCCACAACCCCGCUAGGAUCGCCUUCAUAAGGCAACAUGGCUGGGAUACGGUGACGGCGUUUUCGCAAAACGAGGAGGUGUACUCGCUGGCCGUGAACGAGCUAGUCACUCAGCUGGAGGCAGCGAACAUCACCUGUGCGGCAUCCAUCACUUUCGCUGAAUCCGACUUCAAAGAACAACUGCAGCAGUUGAAGAAACUAGACAUCCGGAUAAUAAUCGGCAGUUUUUCUCAAGAGAUGGUCCCUAAGAUAUUCUGCGAGGCCUUCAGACUGGGCAUGUACGGCGGCGAGUACGCGUGGCUGGUGGCGGGUGCUCCGCCCCGCGUCCGCGGCGCAGCGCCCUGCGCCCGGGCGCAGCUGGCGCGUGCCUUGGAGGGCCUGGUGUCCGUCACGGCACACCGGGGCAUCGUGGGGGACGUCGUGUCGUUCUCCGGACUGACCAACGAAAUGUUCCACCGCGAAAUGGAAGGCGCGGGCUUCCCGAUCUCCCCAUUCGCCCCGCACACUUACGACGCCGUCUGGGCGAUGGCUCUGACCCUGAGCAAGGCGGAGCUGCUGUGGCGUUCGCAAGCGGAGAGCAACAUAACGAAAGCUUCCAACCUGGGCCUAGGUUUCUUCGACUACGACCGCAAGGACAUGGCGGAGGAGUUCCUCAAUCAGCUCGCAAACCUCAGUUUCCUUGGUGUCUCUGGUCCCGUGUCCUUCAGCGGAGCCGACAGGAUCGGGAUGUCGGCCUUCUAUCAAAUACAAGGCGGCCGACCAAAAACUGUGGCGCUGUACACGCAUGGGCGGGAGAUGACCUGUCUCGAGUGCUCGCGGCCGCGGUGGGCGGGGGGAAUUCCCGCCGCUCGGAGGGUGCUGGUGCUCAGGGUGGACUCCGUGUGGGCGCCCGCCAGGCUUGCGGUGGCCGCGCUGGCCGCCGCCGGGGUGGCCUUAGCGCUGGCCUUCCUCGCCUUCAACUUGCACUACAGCAAGCGCAGGUCGAUCAAGCUUUCGUCCCCUCGGCUGAACAACAUGACUUUGAUCGGAUGCGUGCUUGUGUACACGGCAGUUGCACUCCUCGGGGUGGAUAACGCCACCCUGCCGUCUUACGUCCCAUUCUCGGCAAUGUGCACUGGCAGAGUCUACAUAUUGUCAGCUGGUUUUUCCCUUGCCUUUGGAUCCAUGUUUGCGAAGACCUAUCGAGUGCAUCGAAUUUUUAUAAGUAACAGAAGCGGCGUCUGCAAGACCAAAUUAUUGCAGGACACUCCCCUCAUAUCACUAGUUUGUGCGCUCCUGGUCAUCGACGGGCUGAUAGUGACUCUUUGGGCGACCCUGGACCCAAUGGAGAGGCACCUGAAGAACCUCACCGUCGAGAUUAGUGCGACAGACCGCAGCGUGGUUUACCAGCCUCAGAUAGAAGUCUGCAAAUCACAAAACACUACCGGCUGGCUCUGCGUGCUCUACGCUUACAAAGGUCUGCUGCUCCUCGUCGGCGUGUACAUGGCGUGGGAGACGAGGCACGUCAAGAUAUCCGCUUUGAACGACUCCAAGUACAUCGGCAUCAGCGUUUACUCUGUUGUCAUAACCAGCACCAGCGUCGUGGUCAUCGGCACGAUCAUAUCGGAGAGGGCAACCCUGGCGUACAUCACCAUCACCAGCUUGAUACUAAUAGCGACGACGUCGACACUGUGCCUGCUAUUCUUACCGAAAAUAAUCGCUAUCAGGAGUAAUACUGAAGAUGAUCCCGUCAUACAAAGUAUGGGUCUGAGGCUCGAAUGUAAAACGAGAAGGUUCGUUACCGACGAAACCCAAGAGUUGCACUUCAGAAUCGAAAUUCAAAACAAAGUAUACAAAAGGGAAGUGGCAGCACUUGACAGAGAAAUUGGCAGAUUGGAAAAGUUGCUAGCAGAGCCCUUAGAAUCCACCACCAGUCCAAAUUCCUCCAUAACUCUACACAAAAGGACGGAUUUAAAUACAGUGGAAGAGGAAAGUAGAGGUAACGGUGAACUUGACAAAAGAACGCCUAGCAUCAGCGGCGGCCUGCCAAUGCUGCUGUUGUCUGUCUUACCCCCGGUCAUUCCUCGGGCGAGCUGGCCCUCCGCUGACGCGUACCGAGGCAGAAACUCGGUGAGCUUCAGCUCGCAGCCAAAACUAAACUAUAGGAAGUCCCAACCGACGAUAGACCUGUACAGCAUGUGCUUGAACAAGAGAGAGGAGAACCCCGGCCUCCUGAGUAGACUGAGAAACUUCUUCGGCAGCAGGCCGUCGAGCAGGAAAGCGUCCACAAUGUCCAUAGCCGACCCGACCGGUCAGAGCAUCGCAGCCGCGUUGAGGAUGCACGUCGGCAUGAUAGCGGGCUUAGUGCCGGGUAAUCGGAAGCAUUCGAUGGUCCUAUCGUGCAACACGCUCAACGUGCCGAACCCCGAGAUGAGACUGCGAAGGGAGUCGUACGCAAAAAGCGGCCCCAUCAUCAGGGUCAUCGACGACGAGCCCUCGUGCUCGAAACACCCCUCCGAUAAAAGCAUCUCAUCGGGCAACAAGUACGUUGCGGAGCCGGAGACGAGGGUCAACUUCGUGCUGCCAAGCGCCCACGAGAGGCCAAUGUCCCAUCAGAGCUCCUGUGAGAGGAUAAGGGGCUCGCCGAGGUUCCCCCACAGGAUAGCCCCGACCACGACCAGCCUGACGACGCUUCACGACAGGAGGAAAACCAGCGCGGACAGCGUCUUCAACAUAUCGGAUGGCGCGUUCGCGGAACACCGUCGGUUCAGCCAUCAGAGCGUUUGCAACCGGGAGUCCAAAAAUAAAGUCGCUUUAGAGAGCAGGUGGAAGUCCACGGAAGACGCGAGGCCUGGUCCAUCCAGCAAC